GAAGCACAUCAGGACGCCGUGCGCCUGCACCUGCGCCAUCCAUCCAUCAGUCGUCCAUCAUCCAUCCUCCGCAGCUGUGCGCGCUGGAUUGCGGCUUGUCUGCGCCCAGACGGCCGCAUGACGACGUCACCAACGCGGCCAAGAAGCACCGAGGAGGAGCCCACACGGUGGAGCCCAUGUUCACUCCACCAGGCAGGGCCCCCGCUCUUGGCCAAGCGGGGGCCAACGGACCCUCGCUGCCUUCGUCCGCCACCUCCUUUCCUAACCCUGUGGCCCCGCCCACUUGUAACACCGUGAGGACGCGCUCCGUCGGCACCAACACACAGGAAGUGGCCCUUCCUUCCACGCACAACUCAGACGCCGAUUUCCUGGGCCCCUGUCAGCCGGGUACCAGCGUCAACCUGGAGGGCAUUGUGUGGCACGAGACCCAAGGAGGUGUGUUGGUGGUCAACGUGACGUGGAGGAAGAGGACCUAUGUGGGAACACUGUUGGACUGCACCAAACUUGACUGGGCUCCUCCCAGGUUCUGCGAGUCUCCGUCCAGUGACCCAGAGAUGCCAGGUGGGCGUGGCCGUGGGAAAAGGCUGCGUCUGGCUUUGGCAGACCAGCCCUGUGGGGCUCCGACACCACCAGUCAAAGUGCGAGGCCUGCCGCAGCACCGGAGCCGGGGCGGCGGAAUGGUAGCCUUACCGGUGCACAGCAAAAGCCGGCGCGGAAGUUUGAAACUCCUUAGCAACUGCAGAGCUCCUACACCCUUCUUCACCACGGAAGAAACCAAAACCACCAACCGGGCCCCAGUCCUCCCGUCCGGCAAGCGGAAGAACAAACCGCCGACUGACCUGGACCUCAGUCUGGUUUCCUCGGAGGACAUUAAGAACGGGAACGGGAAAAGGAUUCGAGCCAAAUCCCGCAGCGCCCCUUCCACGCCGCAGGGAAAGUCGGACCCCUCUUUCCUUGACCCGGGGGGAGGUUGCACCUCCUCACCUCUGCCAAUUCUCAUCGACUGCCCCCACCCCAACUGCACCAAGCGCUAUAAGCACAUCAAUGGGUUACGCUACCACCAGACUCACGCCCACCUUGAGGUGGAGGAGCAGAGGAAUCCUGAGAGCGAGGAACGACUGUCAGACUGCGAGGACACUGUCUAUGACCUCAUGGAGUCCACCAACAAUGGCACCACUGCCAACACCUCAGCCAAAAAAGCCGCCCCGUUGUACAAGGUGACCUCGGUGGGCUCUCCCAAGAACCGGCGGCUGCUUCUCAGCACUAAAACCAGGAGGAGCUCCCUGCUGAAGGAUGGCUUGAUGGAUGACCUUAGCAACCUGCCCAUCAUUUCCAAUAUGACUGUGGUUCUGGAAAACUGCAUGGUGCCGGACCGGAGCGCCACUGUGGAGAUGCCCAAGCUGGAAGCCGAGGGUCUGAUUGACAAGAAGAUCCUCUGCGACAAGACCAAAAAAGCCAACGGAAAGGUAGACAAGCUUUCCAAGUCGCGGACUAACCGGCUGAUUGCUCCCGCCCCUCCCCCUCCGAAGCUUAUUGCAAUACCCAAUGCGCCGUAUCCAACAGACAGCGGUGUUUCAGAGCAGUCUUCGCCUGUGCCAGCCGUGGGCCUGAGCAGCAAGAACUCCUCCCUUAAACCCAUUAAGCCGAAGCUUAGCAUUGUCGUGGAACCCAGCCUGGUCAAAGCCACACUGCUGACCUGCAAAGACACCCGCAAGAAAGAAAAGCGAAGGCUAAAGGACAAACACAACCGCGACACGUCCGGUCUGACUGCAAACGGUGACCCCAUCAAAAUGGAAGACAGCGCUUCUAAAGUUGCUGCCAAGGAGAUUCCCGGGAGUCUCCUGAAGGAGCACCUGAGCAAGCAAGAUGUGACGAACGGGCUCAACGAGACCCAGGAAAGCCGAAUGGCAAGUAUCCGUGCUGAGGCCGACAAGGUCUACACCUUCACAGACAACGCCCCCAGUCCGUCUAUUGGAAGUUCGUCGCGGCUCGAUGCCCCCAGCAGUUGUCUGGUGAUAGGGGACAGCAAGGACAACAGCCCCGCCUACUCAGACAUCUCUGAUGCGGGGGAUGACGGAAUGUCGUCCGAAAAUCGCCUGGAUGGAAUUAGAUCGAGGUCAGGUCCCUCUGUAUCGUCUGGAGUCAACUCUAACAGUAACCAUCAUAACGCCAGGAAGACACCACCCACAGUGCCCGACCCAACUUCCAUAAAAGAGCCCCUGUCCCCAUACUACCACAGUUUUGAGCCGUAUUUCCUGCCGGGUUAUGUGCAGGCGGACAGGCAGAAUACCUACCACAAAACUUCCUCCCACGAUUCUAAAUGUAAAGAUCGAAAGGACGACGCUAAAGACGAUGACAAAGGUUCUAUCCACGACUUUGUGGAGUGUAAGAAAGGCGAUGGGCAGCCGCCACCGUCUCAGCUGCAGCUUGCCAUGAGUCAGACCCAGACCGCCUUAGCCCAGUCGCUGUAUUACGGGCAGUACUCACGAGGACUCUACAUGGACCACAAACUCCUAUUGGCCUCCUGUGAGCAGAAGCAGCGUGCUGAGAGGGGGCUGGCUGGGCGAGAUGGGAAUGUCAGACACACCAGCGGAGCUAAAGUUCCAGAAGUUGCUAAAGGCUGCUGUCCCAAAGCCAUCCUGUCCUACUUGGAGGAGAGGGGGGAAAGGGGGCUGGGCUUGAAGGUGGACCAGCACCGUAUCUCAACCAAAGACUGCGAGGACAUCAAGUCACCUUCUUCCUCCUCUUCCUCAUCUUCAUCCUCGUCACACCACAACCCCAACACUCAGACAGAUCUGGACUCAAAUAUUCCCUAUUCCAGCCCCCCAGACGGCCCCACGUGGCCCCACCGGCUGGCUCACAGCAAAUUCUCAGAGCUGGAGAGUCCACUUGGGGAGGCAGCAGAUGAGGGGGACAUGGAGAGGUCUAAGGAGUGGGGGAGUACCACUGAGCCGGCCGGGCCCAAAGCGACCUCAGCAGGAGGGGGCAUCACCCGUGAUGCUAAAAAAGUCCACGGACCACACAACCUUCCACCCCCGGUCGACCCAGAUGACUCAGACGGCUUGGAGGGGCUGCAGGAGGAACCCAUGGGAGUCCUGUCAGGGGAGUCGCAAAGUGCCCGGGCGGCGGUGUCUCCCCCAAUGACCCCCCAGCAGCCUUACAUCCAGUACCAGCACUCCUCGUACCCGCCCUACCUAGCCAUGUGUGAGAGUGGCCGGGUCUCCUACAGAGGGGCAUCCCCCACACUGGUCCACAACUACCCAGGCUUCCACUACCCUUUGUACGGCAAGACAGCGGGACGGGAGGAGUCCGAGACCAGUGAGAAAGGUUCCCCUGAGGCAGAUCACGAAGUAGACCGAAGCGACCGAAGCCAUGUGGCAUUGGGCCGACACCUUCACACACACCAUCACACACACUUGGGACUCACCUACAACCUGGUGGCGGGACAGUACGACAUCUACCCAGGUUUAAGCUCCAGGUCUCUGGUGUCUGGUCCGCAGGUGUCUGGACGAACUUCUGCUGAGAGCGAGGUGAAGAAGUAGUGACGUGGCAGAAGGAGAAGACUCACACAUCAAUUCCGUGGUGUUCCUUGGUGAAGCCUCACUGUGAGAGGCAGACGAGAAAAACGAACAACAAAACAAGAAUCCUUUCUUACAAGCGCCACCUACCGUGCAGGUGUUUUGUAUCGCACAGAAAGUGGACUUUGUGGAAGGAAAAGUGUACAAAAUAUAGGGCGGUGUUUCUAAACGCACAUUGUUUUGACUGAAUGUACUGAUGAUGAAGCUACAUUUGUAUCGCUACCCGCUAACUGUACGUGUUGAUUGUAUCGUCCGAUGUGAGCGUAGCCCUUCUUCUUCACGCCGCUGUACAUAGCAACCACAGUCAUGCGCUCAUUAGCAAAUGUUCACCGCCACUGGACGCGUGGGAGGAAGGGGCGGGGCUUAAAGGGGGGGCUGCAUUCCAUAAAAGUGGUCAUUCUCAUACCCGACCAUGAAAAGUGAGUGAGAUGAAGUCAUGUGAUGUCGUAAAACAAUGGCAACAGCCAAAAAAAACAAAAAACUAUCAAAUCAAUAUAUUCAUGUUUACCUGAAAAUGUUGUGGGCCUUGAACCGCGGUGAGUAGAAUAUUCCCGACUUUGAUUUUGUCAAAAUAACCCAAGGAUCAAUAAUUACACGACACUUUACACACAGUAGUCUUGUUGAAGUUAGCAUGUUCUGAAGGGGCGGUCCGAAUUUUUUGCCAUGACAACUAGGGGGCUCAGCUAAGGCGUUGCGACUAAGCGAGUGGCUUCUACUUGCGGGAGCAAAACCCUUCAAAUGAAACAAGUGCCCGUAAAGACAACAAAAACAUUUUCCCUGGUGGAGGCAGCACUUCAUAUAGUUAGUGUAGCAGAUCCAAGCAUGUGGCGCAUGUAGUGGACACAUCUCCAAAUAUUUCCCCCUACCCCUUUCCAUUUACGCCAUCACAUAGACAAUUUCACCAAGUAUGUGCUGCUUAUCAGAAGCUAAACUAAAGUUAAUCUGUGCAUCUAACAAAACGUAAUGCAACUCUGCUUGCUUAUUUGACUUUGACGUAAUAGUUUUACACAGCAUAGCUCGCCAAGUCAUGGGUGGAGAAGCUCUGUGUGGGCAUGGAAUUAUAUUAAUUAGCCCCACUCUUAUGUAAAGUCCCUCCAGAGACCCAACAAUUUGUACACAACACAUUAGAAUGUUUAUUUUACAUCAUAUGUCCCCUUUAGCGGCACGGUGGCCGACUGGUUAGAGGGUCAGCCUCACAGUUCUGAGGAGCAGGGUUCAAUCCCCGGUCCCGCCUGUGUGGAGUUUGCAUGUUCUCCCCGUGCCUGCGUGGGUUUUCUCCGGGCACUCCGGUUUCCUCCCACAUCCCAAAAACAUGCAUUAAUUGGGGACUCUAAAUUGCCCAUAGGUGUGAAUGUGAGUGCGAAUGUUGUUUGUUUGUAUGUGCCCUGCGAUUGGCUGGCAACCAGUUCAGGGUGUACCCUGCCUCCUGCCCGAUGAUAGCUGGGAUAGGCUCCACCACGCCCGCGACCCUAGUGAGGAGAAGUGGCUCAGAAAAUGGAUGGAUGGAUGGAUGGAUGUCCCCUUUAGCACAAACUCUAUGUAACCAAAUUCUGUAUGGACAAAUACCUCGUCAAAUAGGACAUUUCUGACUUCCCAGUGGCCAUUGAAUGCACCUUACCAAUCACUUUUUUGAUUUAAAUUGACGCCUUACUACUGCGCUUGUACAGAACAUCUACAACAAUCCUCAUCCUAAUGUAGUGGUUGUCAAACUUUUUACACAAAGUACCACCUGAAAAAAUAUUUAGCUCUCCAAGUACCACCAUAAUGACCAACAUUAAAAUACAGUAACAGCAGUUGGCCUAAAUUUUUAGGAAAUGCGAGAAAGAGGUUUUAUUCCUAAAAAGUACAGUUAAUAUUAUCAUACGCCACUAUAUAUUGAACAUUAAGGCUGUGAGUUAGAUAAAAACUGUACUCAAAAAUGUUUUAAAAACAAACGGGUAAAGAUUAAAUGCAAAUAUAUUGUCCUUAAAAGUUCAAUGCAACUGAACUGCACUUGAAAAAUGUACUGUACUUGAAAAGUAAAAAAAAGGAAGAAAAAAAAGCAGGCUGUAUGCAUAGCUACAUGCUUCAUUCUAAUGUUUGGUCGUAUUAUUUAAAAUGUCAAUUUUAUUUGUAUUGAUUCUUUCGUAUACCACGAGAGGGUGCCCGCGUACUACGAGUGGUACUCGUACCACACUGAGAAUCACUAUCCUAAUGGAUGACCCUGUCAAGCGGAAUUAUGUGUUUAUUUAUUUUCCCAGCAGCCCUUGAAUGCACCAUUGUCAAACUUCGACACACACAAUAGAAUAGAAUCAGCCUUUAUUAGUCCUGCAAAUGUGUUAUAAGUUUGCAACUAGUUUGUGCCUAAAAUGUCAAAUAUUAAAACUGAUCAGAGGUGCGCAGAAAUCAAAUACAGUUAUUUUUUUGUUAGUUUGCAUUCAUAACAACACGUAGAGCAAAACAGUACACAGAUUGUCAUAAAAAUAGUCCUUACAGAUGAAGCCAAGAGGUUUAUUUCCGACUUCCCAACAGCCCCACCAUUAGAUGGUGUCAACAUAAAAGAAUAGAAUAGAAUAAGCUUUUAUUAGUCCUGGAAAUGUGUUUAUGACAUUUCCGUCAGGUCUGUGCCGGGAAAUGUAGGACAUAAAGUUAUAGGGGGCAUUUGCAGUUAGAAACUGCUCACAAAAUUUGAAUGUAGCCUAUUAAUUUGAUUUUCCAGAGGCGGAUAUUCCACUAUAGUUUCAACAAAGCUCCUGAAGCCCAAAGGAACAGGUCAGUGCAAAGCUGAUGGUGUGAUGAUUGACACCACCUCAGUCACGCCUUCUGUCUAUGGUAGUUUUUCUUUGGGCGGCAUGGUUUCCUGCAAAUCACAUUAGAGGGGCAAGAUGGGGCCAGGAUUUUUUCCCCCACAGUUUUUUUUUUUUUUGAAUUGCAAAUUCUCCCUUAAAUAAGAGGUACUCGGACAUACCAUUUUUGUUUUAGUUCUUUUUAAGAGACAUUUUCAAGAACAAAAGCAGUCCACUUUAAAAUGGGAGUUCCACAAUCCUUUGCUCUUGUCCUCACCCGCCCCACCAACCUUUAUGUGCCCCGCUCCUCCAAUGCACAAUGCACUACCUGAGCCUGUGAUGCUGGAUUUGAAGUGACUUGUAGGGAUAUGAAAUAUAAUAUGUGGUGCUGCUCUUUGACGUGAGCCCCCCUGUUGCAGCCAUACUCUCACAUCAAUAAUAAUAUCUAAACGUAGCAAAACUUAAAUGGAUCCAACUUUAAAUGAUCAUGUAUUCUGUUAUGAUGUUGUGUGUCCUCCAGCAACGGCUCUGCCUCACUCCAUACAAACUACAUACAUAUUACAUAGAGUACAUACAUAAUACAUACGUACAAACAGUACUACUUGAACAUGGUGAUCCAAUAUCUGUUUACAAAAUGCUACCACGGAGGACUGCUGUUGUCAUCCAGUGGCCAUGGUGUAUCCAAUGAAUAUAAAUUCAUAUGUUAUGAUUAUUAAUAUAGCUCUGACAUCAACAUGGAACCUGCUGUUGCUUUUUUAUACUGUA
This is a messenger RNA of Phycodurus eques (leafy seadragon), 7108 nucleotides long. It is a transcript of the gene znf608, whose product is annotated as zinc finger protein 608. Gene Ontology annotation, biological process: regulation of transcription by RNA polymerase II. The transcript has 9 exons. The coding region runs from base 177 to 3542 and encodes 1121 amino acids. The record is from RefSeq and is a predicted model, not a curated record. Gene Ontology annotation, cellular component: nucleus. Lineage: Eukaryota; Metazoa; Chordata; Actinopteri; Syngnathiformes; Syngnathidae.